Molecule: messenger RNA, 4377 nt
Organism: Drosophila ananassae
Lineage: Eukaryota; Metazoa; Arthropoda; Insecta; Diptera; Drosophilidae
Product: luc7-like protein 3
Exons: 5
Coding region: 311-1663 (450 amino acids)
Biological process (GO): mRNA splice site recognition
Cellular component (GO): U2-type prespliceosome; U1 snRNP
Molecular function (GO): mRNA binding
Source: RefSeq, a predicted model, not a curated record
GCUGAGGAUUUCUUUUGAAUUGGAAUGCGGUCACACUAACAUGCACAAUUUCGAUACCAUCGCGAUACGUGAAUUUUAUUGAUUCGCGAACAAAAUUAUUAGGUAAAUUAACACCACCACGUGCUUCCCGCCUGUGUGGUGUUAUAAACAUUAUCCUGCCGGCUACCUGGCAGACGGCACCUGUCCGCCAGAGAGCCCCGGAACAUAAGCACCCGCCACCUCUCCCCUCUCCUCGCUCAACAACAGUCCCCACCUCGGAUCCGCUCCAAAAAAAAUAAAAAAAAAAAAAUAAAAAAGGAGCUGAGCAAAAAUGGUGGACGCCGCCAGACAAAUGCUCGACGAGCUGAUGGGUCGCAACCGUAACCUGCACCCCUCGGAGGCGGGCCACAAAGUGAACUGGGAGGACCCCGAGUUCUGUCAGUUCUAUAAUGUGAGAUUCUGCCCGCAUGAUCUGUUCAUCAAUACCCGCGCCGAUCUCGGUCCCUGCUCCCGCAUCCACGACGACGAGGCCAGGCAUCUGUACGAGGAGGCACGGCCGUCGGCGCGAAAGCGCCAGUAUGAGGACGAAUUCCUGCGCUUCUGCAAUGUAAUGCUCCACGAUGUCGACCGCAAGAUCCAGAAGGGCAAGCAGCGACUUCAGUUGAUGCAGCGAGAUCAGCCGGUUGUGGCGCCGCUGGGCCGGCAGGCGGAACAAUUGGCCAAUUUGAAUGGCAGGAUAAACAAGCUGCUGGCCGAGGCCGAGGAGGCGGGCAUUCGUGGGGAUGUGGAUCAGGCCCAGGAUCUAAUGACCCUCUGCGAGGAGCUCAAGGAGGAGAAGGAGAAACUGACGAUACAGUAUGAAGCUGCCCAGCGGGCCAUCAAUAGCCUUAAUCUUUAUCCGGAGGAGGAGCCACCCGGCACAAAUCCCAGUUCAAUUGAAGCUCCCGCCACUCAUGAUGCUGCCGCCAAACCAGUUGUUCCCGGCGAGGAAGCUGCUGCUCCUCCGCCAUCAUUAGAAACGGCAGCACCACCACCACCAUCACUAUUGCCGCCAGUCCCCGAACAGUCCACCGAUGGCGAGGGUGGUGUUGGGGCGGGCACUGAUCCUAUAACUACACCGGUGGGUGAGAUGAAAACGGAAAAGACGUGGGGCCAUGAAUCGCUGCCCGAGAAACAGAUGAAAGUGUGCGAGAUAUGUGGUGCGUUUCUGAUAGUCGGCGAUGCCCAGCAGAGGAUUGAGGACCAUUUAAUGGGGAAACAGCAUUUGGGUUACUCCAAACUGCGAACCGCUGUCGCCGAAAUAAACGAGGCGCGACAGAAAGAGCGGGAACAGGAGGAUCGGUCGCGAAGGCGUGACGGAUCGGGUCGGGUCCAGCGCUUCCAUUCUUCCUACGAAGGCAGACGUGAGCCACGAAGCGAGUAUCGAGAACGGAGUCGCGAUUAUGUCCAGAAUCGCCAGCCCUCGGACCGGCGUCACCAUCACCACAAGUCGCAUCACAGCGGCUCGCAUCACUCGUAUUCGCGCAGUGGGGGCAGCAAUGGCGGUGGCAGUGGUGGUGGCAAUGCUGGUGGUGGUGGUGGUGGCGGAGGAGCUGGCGGGAACCGGAGCAGUCGGCAUCACAACCAUUACCGCCACGACAGUCGCGAACGACAUUGCCGCAGCCGGAGUCGCAGCCGCUACUAAAAAGAGACCAAAAAAAAAUAAACAAAAAAAAAGAAACUAUUAGUAACACUAACUAACUAAAGAAAAAAGAGAGAAAGAAAACAGAAAACAGAGAUGAAAAGAAAAUGUAUCAUACCUACAUUGAAGACGCGUGAAAUGAAGAAAGUGUUUUUGUUAAGCAGAAAGUCGGAAGAGUCCCAGUCGAAGCUCAGGAGCAAUCCUAAUAACGAUACGAAACGAGAUCGAGAUCCACGAACUGCAAUCCAAAAAUCCCACUCUUGUCCGCCGCCACUGGCGCUGGCGGAAAGUAAUCGAGGUACCAAAAAAAAAAAAAAAACAAAAUAAAAUCAUUAACAAAAAAAAUUUCCAAAAAAUAAUCUAUAUCAAAAAAAAAAUAUGUAUAUUGAAAAAAAAAAAAAAAAAAGUAUUCAGUAUCAGAGGAGUAUCUGAGGUGAGUCGAACCACUGGAUAUAUUCCAAAAAUCCAGUAAAAAAAAAAAUAUAAAAUAUAUAAUGUAACAAAACAGCCACUCCACACUCCGUAGACAUAUUCUUGUAUCAUAUAUUCUCUAUUUCUAAACCGAUCUACGAAGAUCCCUCUGUGUGUGACUCGUGUUAGUUGAGUUAUUUUUAUGUUUUUGGGUUUUUUUUUUCUUUCAAUAAAAUUCAGUUUAAAAGGACAGUUUAAGGAUAGUUUGUUGGAAUUUAUAGUUUUAGAGAUUUGAGAGAUCUUAACACCAUGUAUUAUUUUUUAUUUUACAAAAAAAAAGCUAAACUUUUGACUUAAGAGCACUUUUUGAAGAACCUCUAAGUUGCUAAUAUUUGCUAAGAUUAUCAAAACAUUGUAAGAAAAAAAGGUUUACAAUAGUUUAUGAACAUGAAAUACAUAAUAUACCUUGUUUUCAUUAAUUUUGUAAGGGGAGAACUGUAGUUAUCUGUUAGAUGAGGGCUAUUAGGGCUUAAGGAAUCACAGAUCGUGACAGAAACAGGUAUUUACCAAGCUCUACUGUUAUCUCUAUGCGCUUAACUAAUCCAAACAGAAACAGAUUUCACAAAUAUCAUAAAAUCAACUCGCACACCCCCUCCACACACUCACACACAGCACACACACACAAGACAUCAAGAAAUCAUAUAAUGUAUAUAUAAUAUAAUAGACAUUAGAAGUGAGACUCCUCGAACUGCAUGUGCUUUAAUGGCUUGGGGAUGGGUUCCGGAAUCCUCUCUCCCAUGUCUCUCAAAUAUAUUCCGACCACCCGACCCGAGUGGAGGUACGUAGUCGUAGUCCCUAGAACAGAGAACAUAAAACAAAAACAACAGAGAUGCAGGUACAUUUUUUCAAUUGUUUUCCCCAAAAAAAAAAACCCUAAGAAAUGUCCUUUUCAAUAAAAAUAUAAAGUUUAAAUAAAUCCAAUUGCUUAAGUUAUUAAUUUCUGUUGAAAGUUUGUUUUUUUUGAGGUUAACUCUUUAGAAAGUGUGCCCAGCCAACGAAGUUGUGUGAUUUUUAGAGUUUUGGUCACACUAUUAACUAACUAGAGAAAAGGACAUUUAAGGCGUCGGCUUGCCGUCGUAGUUGUUAAUAUUUCAAUAUAAUUUUUUUUAAAUACCAUAAUAUAAACAUAAAUAAAUAUUUAAAAUAUAUACAAUAUACUCUUCUCUUAUCGAUGUGGUGUACUGCCCCUGCACUUUCCUAUAAUAUUAUUACAAAAAAUAUAUAUAAAAAGAAUAGAAACUAUUCCCAGCGAUAUCUGCAAGCCAAAUAAUUGAUUCCCGCGAUAAAAACGAGGUAAUUGAAUUUCAAAUCAAUUGAAUUUAAAUUAUAAUUAUUAGGCAGAGAAAGAGAGAGAGAGAGAAAGAGAGAGAGACUAGCUGAGAAAGAGAGAGAAAGGGAGUUCCUUCCACAAAAUACACCCACAGACCAGUGUAUGUUCAUUUUCCCCUCCUCCUCUUCACCAAUAAGAAAAAAAAAACAAACAGGAUCAAAGGAAAAUCGAAAUCAUCGAAACGAAAGGGAAAGAUAUAUGUAAUAUGAAAAAGAGAGAGAGAGAAGAACCAACCAGGUAACUUCUAUGCCACAUCUCCAAAAACCUAAAUGUUUCUUCACGACAGAGAAUAAUCGGGAGCGAGAGCGAGCUGCCUGCAAUCAACGAACGAUCAAUUAUCAACUAUCGAUUGAUUAUCGAUCUAACAGUAAAUGAGAUUGUGAAGAGAACAAAGAGAGAGAAUGAGAAGAGAGAGGUGAAUUUGAAUUUCUCUCAUCUGCUUAUAAUCCACUAUACAUUAUUAUCCAUUACCCAUUAUCCAUUAUCCACCCUCCCCCAUUAUUAUCCAUCCCUUGUGGAACUCAAUCACGAGUUCCACAAUCGACUAAUCCUUUUAACCUAUUAUCUCUUAUAAUCGUCUAGCAAAUUAAUCAAAUUAAUUGAGUUUGACCCCUUGAUCCCACGCCCCCUCGCCCCUGCAUCCACUGAGCAAAAUUAGUAUGAUAAAUCGAAGAGAAAGCGGAUUUAAAGUUUAACAAAUAUUAGAAAAAAAAAAAAGAGAAAAACUAUUCGAUAAACUAUUCGAUCGAUCACCCCCGUAGUCAUGUAAAGAAUGUUUUUAAUUAUGAAUUACGAUAUGAGUAAGCCUAUCCACAUUCUACGUAUAUAAACUAUAUAUAUCUAUAUAUAUAAUAUAUAUAUUGAGAAACUCGCAAUAAUUUUUUAAUAAAGAAAACAAAAAAAAAAAAAAAAAAAA